This is a messenger RNA of Clunio marinus, 1002 nucleotides long. The record is from the annotation of a GenBank genome assembly. NCBI's taxonomy places the organism in Eukaryota, Metazoa, Arthropoda, Insecta, Diptera, Chironomidae.
AAGAAAAACAAGAAAAAUCCUUAAAAAAUCAUUAAAUUCGUUUUCUCAAUUUUAAGACACACAACAAAAGGAAAAAUCCUGAAAAAAAUCAUGAAAUUCAUUCACACAUUUGUAGCAGUUACCAUUAUUUUAGCUCUUGAUCUCGUAGAUUGUAAUGAAAAAGUGGAAAAUAAGCUUAAAAUAGGAAUUAAAAAACGAGCUGAAGACUGCGAUCAAAAGAGUCGAAAAGGAGAUUUGUUGCAUAUUAAUUACACUGGAACGCUUCUAGAUGGAACCGUUUUUGAUUCUUCCGAAGGCAAAAAACCCUUGACUUUUACAUUAGGAGCUGGUCAGGUUAUUAAAGGCUGGGACAGAGGGAUCCUUGGAAUGUGCAUUGGUGAAGUGCGAAAACUUCAGAUUCCACCUGAAUUAGGAUAUGGAAGCUCAGCAAUGGGGAAAAUUCCAAAAAAUUCUGGAUAUCUUCCAGGCUAUGGCCCACAAGGCGGACAGCAAGUUGCUCCGGAUGUACAAAACUUCUUUAGUCAGGUAGACAAGGACAGAAGUGGUAAAAUUAAUGCUCAAGAACUUCAAGCCGCUCUUGUUAAUGGCAAAGGACAAAAUUUUUCUGAUCAAUCAUGCUCAUUGAUGAUUUCAAUGUUCGACACGGAUCGUUCUGGAACUAUUGACAUUUAUGAAUUUGGAAAACUCUUUGAAUAUGUCAAUCAAUGGCUAAACUGUUUUAAAGCUUAUGAUCGAGACCAAAGUGGAGCCAUUGAAGAAGCUGAACUUUUGCAAGCACUCUCCCAAAUGGGAUUCCGUUUUUCUCAACAAUUUGUUCACUUUUUAAUCCAAGUUCAUGAUCCAGUGAAAAAAAGUGAAAUUUCUGUUGAUCAAUUCAUUGUUCUAUGUGUGAAAGUUCAACGAUUCACGGAUGCUUUCCGUCAACGUGACACUCAACAACAAGGUGUCAUCACAAUUGGCUUCGAAGAUUUCUUGGGGAUCGCUUUAAAUUGCACCAACUAA